Molecule: messenger RNA, 1175 nt
Organism: Asparagus officinalis (garden asparagus)
Lineage: Eukaryota; Viridiplantae; Streptophyta; Magnoliopsida; Asparagales; Asparagaceae
Exons: 5
Coding region: 1-969 (322 amino acids)
Source: RefSeq, a predicted model, not a curated record
AUGCUUAGUAUUUGUGAAGGUUUCCAGAUAUAUGUUCUUUUCUCUGGCAAUUCAUUUCAUAUGUCUCUUCGUUGGCAGUAUCAUCAGUAUGAUGUGGAUGAUGGGUUUCUAAAAUUGUUCGUUAUAUCUGAUGUAUUGCCAUUUUCCCUUUCUGUCAAGUUUUCUACCAAAUGCUUGACCUCGGAUCAUGUUUUAUUUCAUUCUGUGAAGAAUGAGAAACUGAGCAGUGACUGGCUGCGAUCGUCACAAUCUGGAGCUUCCUUAUGGGAGAAGAAAUUCUGCACAUCGGUUUGCUCAAUUCCUUGGGAAAAAGUUUGUUGGGCCAAAUUUUAUCUUUCUUCACAUAAAAACAUACUGAAUUGGGACGAUUCUGCGGCGUUCGAAGCUUUCCAGAACUCAAAAUCCCGUUACUACGCAGACAUUAAUGGUCUCCCUUUCGAGAUCCCUCUGCCUGACCCAGAUCAAUGUAUCGAUGAGGUUGAUCACAACGCUGUGAUUGAUACGAAACUGAUAGAAGAUUUGGAAAGUCCUCACUCACUUCCCGAGUUUGAUGAGAAAACUGAAGUCAUCUUUGAGAAUGAAGUAAUUCCAGUUACAGGAUGGGGCAAGGCUGUGGAUGGAAAUACCGAAGAACAACAUUCUGUGAAUUGGGAUAAGUUUGUGGAAAAAGAUGGGGGAAGUGAUACUCUAUGGAAUAGCGAAUGUAAUGAUCUGUGGAAGAAUGAGCAGGGUGCGAGAAACAGUAGGAAAAGAAAUGGCGAUGGCUACUGUGAACCGGUAUCUUCAAAAUCGAGGAAGAUGAACGAGCGCACUGAGGAGAACAUCGUAGGGUAUCAGUAUGAGAAGGUGAUGCGUGAUGAGCGGAAGAGAUCGACACGAGAGUCGAAGCCAAGGCGAUGUAGGCCUGUUCAUUAUAGGCGGUCACCUGAAUCAGGCAAUGCAUGGCAUUGGGAGAAGUCUGUAUCUUAGGCCGUCAGUGUUUUGGUUAUUGUUUCAUUUCUGUGAAAGUGUAAGAUCAUUUUUGCCGAUAGCAUAGAGCGUAUGUGUAGGUUGUUUUAUCAUAUGUAAUCAUAUGUAAGGAGAGUGUGGAAAAAGAACAGGUACACAUAAUAUAUGUACUACGAUCAAAUUUAUUUAUGACAAGAAGAGUCCAAGGAACAAUUUAUUUUGUAUUA